Lathyrus sativus (Indian pea) is the source of this 861-nucleotide messenger RNA. The record is from the annotation of a GenBank genome assembly. Lineage: Eukaryota; Viridiplantae; Streptophyta; Magnoliopsida; Fabales; Fabaceae.
AUGCCGAAAAACCUUAGAAAAUCCCUUCAACGUUACUUUAGCAAAAUCAAAACUCAACAUUCACAUCAACUCCGUUUACCCUCCAAGAAAUGGAUUAGUAUCAAAAGUUGCACACAUCCUAGAACUCCGUCUUUCUCGAUCGAAAACAAAAACAACAAGGACGAUGAGGCCACCCUAGCCGAUAUCGAUCAAUUUCUCUUUGAAAAUUUUAAGUCGUUGUUUCUUGAUGAUCAAGAAGACGCUCAACCUAACAAAAACACUAAAUGUGGCGUCAUGUCAGAAGAUGAAGAAGAUAAAGAUGGAGAAAAAACUCGUGAAAAUAAAUCUUCAAACUUAGGGCGAACUUUUUUUGAUUCAUCCGAGGGAGGGUCACCUUUGGAUCUUAAUGGAUCCAAUAGAUUUUUUACGCCACGUGGCUUCUCGGGAUCCACAACAACAUCAACAACAAACACAUUUGAAGAAACGGGAUCAUCCUCAAACUCGUCAACUUCAAAAACCUUCAAAAUUGAUUCGUCUUCAAAGGAAACGAAGAUUCCUAAUAAUUGUGUUGUAGUGUUGGCGAGUUCGCCAAAUCCUUACGAUGAUUUCCGCAAAUCUAUGCAAGAAAAUGUGGAAGCUAGGAUUACGAAGAAUCAAAGUGUGGAUUGGGAUUUCAUGGAAGAACUUUUGUUUUCUUAUAUAAACAUGAAUGAGAAGAAAUCAUGUAAGUUUAUACUAAGUGCUUUUUGUGACUUGAUUAGUGUCAUGAGGCAGAGUUCAGACACAGAACCGGAUACGGAUCCAGAGAAGCCGCGAAGCGUUCGGACCAUUCGAAAGGGGAGGGAUGUAAGGAAGAAGAAGAAUAAAGUACUAACAUUAUAG